Haemorhous mexicanus (house finch) is the source of this 3318-nucleotide messenger RNA. RefSeq lists its product as uncharacterized. The transcript is spliced from 6 exons. NCBI's taxonomy places the organism in Eukaryota, Metazoa, Chordata, Aves, Passeriformes, Fringillidae. The coding region runs from base 1 to 3318 and encodes 1105 amino acids. The record is from RefSeq and is a predicted model, not a curated record.
AUGCGCUCUCCGCCCGUCUUCUUCCCCUCACUACCACCCAAGAUGGCCCCGCCAUGGCGGCGCCGCGGCCGCGUCUGGAGCCGCGCCCGCAGCUCCGCCUUCUGGUCCACGGUCCGCGACAAAUCCCUGGGCGGCCGCGAGUGGAGCGAGCGCUUCCGUUUGCUCCCGGACACCUUCGACGCUUUGAUAUCGCGGCUGAGGGCGACGAUCGGCCGCCGCGACACCGCCAUGAGGCGCGCGGUGCCCGCCGAGGUGCGCCUGGCGCUGACGCUGUGGCGGCUCGGCGCCGUCACCGAGUACCGGGCGCUGGAGGCCGCCUUCGGCGUCUCGCGGAGCUCGGUCUGCAAAAUCCUGCGCGACGUCUGGGAUGGGGGGAGGGGGAGAAAUCAGGAGGGCUCUGAGCCAAAAUCGGAGCUUUUGGGGUCGAAAUCCCAAAAUCCAGCGGAUUCCAGCCCGAAAUUCCAAACCUCGACGGAUUCCGACCCCAAAUCCCAAAUCUCGACGGAUUCUGACCCAAAAUCGGAUCUUUUGGGGCCGAAAUUUCGAAAUGUGGGAGGUUCCAGCCCGACGUUCCAAAUCUCGACGGAUUCCGACCCAAAAUCCCAAAUCUCGAUGGAUUCCAACCCAAAACCCCAAAUCUCGGCGGAUUCCGACCCCAAAUCCCAAAUCUCGAUGGAUUCCAACCCAAAAUCCCAAAUCUCGACAGAUUCCGACCCAAAAUCGGAACUUUUGGGGCCAAAAUUUCAAAAUGUGGGAGAUUCAAGACAGAAGUUCCAAAUCUCGAGAGAUUCCGACCCAAAAUCGGAACUUUUGGGGUCGAAAUUUCAAAUCUCGACGGAUUCCAGGAGGAAAUCAGGAAAUCCAGCGGAUUCCAGCCUGAAAUUCCAAAUAUCAGCGGAUUCUGACCCAAAAUCGGAACUCUUGGGGUCAAACGUUCAAAACCCAGCGGAUUCCAGGACAAAUUCACAAAUCUCGAUGGGUUCUGACCCAAAACCCCGAAUCUUGAAGGAUUCUGACCCAAAAUCGGAACUUUUGGGGUCGAAAUUUCCAAAUCUGGAAGAUUCCAGCCCAAAACCCCAAAAAUCGACGGAUUCCGACCCAAAAUUGGAACUUUUGGGACCAAAAUUUCAAAUUCCAGUGGAUUCUGACCCCAAAUCCCAACUUUUGACGGAUUUUGCCCCAAAUUUGGGCCAGGAAUCCCCGAGCCCGCCGGGAAUUCCCGAGAGGAGCCGCAGGAGGAGGAAAAUCCCGGCGGGAAACGCCCGAAAAUCCCCAAAAACGGGAAAAUUCCAGCCCGGGAAUCCCAAAAAUCCCCGAAAUUCCUCAAAAACGCCUCAAACCCCCUGGGAAAAUUCCGGAACUCCGGCCAAAAAAUGCAGGAAUUCGGAAAAUUCGGGGGAAAAUCUCUCAAACUCCUCAGGAAAUGCAGAAAUUCUGGGGGAAAACGUUGAAAAUCCCCAAAUUUCGUUGGGAAAUUUCCAAUUUUCGUCAGGAAAUUCCCAAAUUUUGCCAGAAAACCCCCAAAAUUCCCAAAUUCCGUCAGAAAAUUCCCAGAAUUUAUUCAAAACUUCCCAGAUUUCACCUGGAAGCUCCCAAAAUCCCCAAAUGUUUUUGGAAGACUCCCCAAAAUCCCCGAUUUUCUCGGAAAACCCCCAAAUCCCGUUGGGAAAUCCCCAAAUUUCAUUGAAAAUUCCCCAAAUUCCGCCUGAAAGUUCCCAAAAUCCCCAAAUUUCACCCCAAAUUCCAUUGGGAAAUUUCCAAAAUUCCCAAUUCCCGAAUUCUUCCGAACCCCCAAAUUUGGAGAAUCCCCCCCAAAAUCUCCCCCCAAAAUUCCCAAAAUUUCAAGAAAAAUUCCCGGAUUUGCCCCAAUUCUCCAAUUCCCAAAAUCUCCCGAAUUUCCCCCAAUUCCCGAAUUCCUCCCAAUCCCCAAACUCGGAGAAUUUCCCCCAAAAUCUCCCGGCUUUCCCCCACUUCCCGAAUCUCCCGGAGUUCCCCAAUUCCCCGGAUUUCUCCCCAAAUUCUGCGCCCUCCCCCCUCCCCCGCCUGGCCGGGGUCCUGGCGCGCCUGCGCGUUCCCAUCCGCGCCCCUGCCGGCUCCUCUCGCGAUACCCGCGGCUGCUCUCGCGAUACCCGCGGCUCUUCUCGCGAUACCCGCGGCUCCCUUCGCCAUAUCCGCGGCUCUUCUCGCGAUACCCGCGGCUCCUCUCGCGAUACCCGCAGCUGCUCUCGCGAUACCCGCGGCUGCUCUCGCGAUACCCGCGGCUCCUCUCGCGAUACUUGCGGCUGCUCUCGCAAUAGCCGCGGCUGCUCUCGCGAUAGCCGCGCGGGGGGGGCGGGGCUGACGCUGCAGGCCACCGUGGACGCGCGCGGCUGCCUCUGGAACGUGGAAUUCCAGCGGCCGGGAACGAGCGUGCGCGCGUCCGCGCUCUUCCGCUGGAUGCAGAGCCGCUGGGCCGGGGAAAACACCGCGGGGGGAAACGGGGAAAAUGCGGGAGGAAAUGGGGAAAGAAACGGGGGUUUUGGGGGGGAAAAUGGGGGAGAAAAUGGGGGGAAAUCCGAGGAUUUUGGAGGGGAAAAUGAGAAAAAACCCGGGGGUUUUGGAGAAAAAAAUGGGGGAAAAUCCGGGGAUUUUGGGGGAGAAAAUGGGGAAAAACCCGGGGAUUUUGGGGGAAAAAAUGGGGGAGAAAAUGGGGAAAAACCCGGGGGAAAUGAGAAUUUUGGGGAGAAAAAUUGGAAUUUUGGGGAAAAGUCCGCGAAUUCGGGGGGGUUUGCCGGGAAAAACGGGGGAGAAAAUGGGGAAAGAUCCGGGGUCCGGGCAGUUCGGGUGGGCUCUCGGGCAGUUCGGGUGGGAAUUGGGGGAGUUCGGGUGGGAGUUCGGGAUAUUCGGGUGGAAAUUUGGGAAGUUCGGGUGGGAGUUCGGGAUGUUCGGGGGGAGGGGCGGCCGCUGGGGGUGGGGGAGGGGCGCUUUAACCGGGGGGCGGCGCUGGCGGCGCGGGGGGCCCGGGGGGCGCUGCGGCGGCUGCGGGGCCGGUGGCGCUGCCUGGGGGACAGGAACGACACCGAGCUGCGCUUCCUGCCCACGCUGCUGCUCAGCUGCGUCCUGCUGCACAACCUGUGCCAGCUCCGCGGGGACCCCCUGCCCCCCGGGACCCCCGAGAGCCCCGGCAGCCCCGGGAGCCCCGAGCUGUGCCCCGAUCUGCCCGGGUCCUGCCCCAGCUCCGGCCCCCCGAGCCCCUCCGGGGACACCGAGGAGGGCAGGAGGCUCCGGGCGGCCGUGGCGGCGGCGCUCGAGGGGUCAGGAGCCCAAAUCUGGGGGUGA